Podarcis lilfordi (Lilford's wall lizard) is the source of this 15580-nucleotide messenger RNA. The record is from the annotation of a GenBank genome assembly. NCBI's taxonomy places the organism in Eukaryota, Metazoa, Chordata, Lepidosauria, Squamata, Lacertidae.
GGCAACGUCAGCGGUGUGAGGGCGGGACGUCCGGUCGUGUCUCUUCUCUCCCCCUGUUUCCCGUCUCCCAUUGCGGCUCGGCCAAACUUCCGCUGAGCUGUGCUUUGAAGGCCCGGCCCGGUCAGCCGGCGGCGCGGACACCAUGGCUUGGGCUGCGCCCUCUUUGCCCAACGAUAAGUCUCGGUAACGUGAGGUGGCGGUGCUGUCCGCGCUGCUUAUGGUUCUUUCUGUGGCGGCUCCCCGCCAUUUCUGCCGGCUGUGGGUUGGGGACCCCGAGUGGGGAAGGUGGUUAUUAUAAGUGGCCGUUAUUCUCUUGGCGGUGUCGCCGCGCCUGCUGCUCGACGGCUGUGGCAGCCCUUGGAUAAAAACGUAUUUAUAAGUAAUUAGAACCGCGGGAUAACUGUCUGCUGGUAGCCGAGCGACCUGGUUCAAAUUCAUUUUAAUCUAUUAGACCAGUGGUUCCCAACCUUUUUUUGGGCCGUGCCCCACCUAAGCAUCUCUAAAAUCCUGAUGCCUUCCUCUCCCCUCCCGCCCCCGUGACAUAGAAUUCUUGUUAUUCAAAAAGUGAACUCCUAUUCACGUGGAGGAAGCCUAAAAGGCCAUUCACUUGUUAAUAACUCAUUCUCAAAUUGCCCCCCUUAAAAAUCAAAUUGCUCCCCUGUGGGCAUGUGCCCCAUGCUGGGAACCACGGUAUUACACCAAAAGGGUUUUUGUGCAUUAAUUAAUGCGCUUUUUGUAACUGGGGAAGCAAAAUAAUGUUUCGGAACCAAGAGCCGUACUUCCUUCUUAGAUGGUAUACGUGGAAGUAAGCAUCCUCUUAGACCUUUUGCAGAACUGCGGCCUGGCUUUAACACAAGCAUUCAUAUGGAGAUCCUUCCCAAUUAUUAUUAUUAUUUUAUUUUAAGACAUGUAUUUCUAUGGUUUUUAUGCUGUUAAUUUGCUGCAGUUCACUUAAGGAUGUAUUCAUCUUGUGUUAGAGAUGGGCCCCUUUAAGAUGAUGGCUCACACUGGCAAGUUUUAUGGGCAUUUAAAACAAUAUAAGUGGAAUACAUGGAAUAUAUUCUUGCGGUACAGUUCUUGUUCAGAGUGUCCACCCGGCCCAUGUCUAGGAUUCUCUGUUCCAUCCACACUCCUUUAUUUUUAGGGUACACUGCAGUGGCCAUUGAGCAAGCUCAAUCCUAAAUAGGUUGGUUUGAGGUUUCCCCAUUUUUUAAAGACUUCUGUAAACCUUUUAUCCUGUGAACCACCCUGAGACCUGCAGAGAUAAGGUGGUAUACAAAUGAAAUUAAUGAAUUAAUAAUUUAGGUUCCUCUAAUCCUGCCAGUACCACCUUCUUGUAUGUGGAUGGUGCUGUUUUGCUAAUAAGGCUAAGCAUUUAGAUAAUUGAUUGUUAUUUGCUGUAUUGAAUAUAAUGUGUCUACUGCCUGGUUAAACAAGAGAUACAUUUUUAGUUGAUUUAAUUUUGUUGUUACUCAAUUGAUUAGUUAAGUAUUAUAGCCUUUGGGGGUGGCAGCCAAAGCCUUUAGCUCCAUGCUUCACAUUUGCAAUCAAAGUGAAGGGGAAAGUGUAUUUUCUUUAAAAAGUUGAUCAUGCCAUUGUCUGACAGCUGUAACUCCACUUUGGUUGGCUCAAGGCUGGAACUUCAAAGUUGAGUCUCAGGCUGAGUCUUGGGGUGGCGUACAGUACUAAAUAUUCUAAACAUGCACCAGCAGCUUUCAACUUGUGUUGCUUUUCUCUUGGCUUAGGUUCAUCUGCAUAUAUCCUGCCUAUAUAAAUAACAAGAAGACAAUAGCAGAAGGAAGAAGAAUACCACUUGAGAAAGUAAUUAUGGAUUGGGGAGGAGCGGGUCACAUUUAUUUAUUUAAAUAUGUGUAAAACACACUUUCAUUGGAUAUACAAUAUGGGGGUGUUCAACCUAAAAACAUAAUACAGCAGUAAUAAUGUUGGGUAAAAGAAUUGGUAACAUUAAUAAAACUGGUUGGCAAAGAAAUUAUAAAUUUAGUUAUAUACCCUUUUUAUAUAUUGGAGCAAUUAUACUCAGCUUCCACAGCCUGAGCUGUUUAUGUAUGAAAUUAGUUAUAUACAUACCAUGCAUAAAAAUAAUUUGUAGAAAGGUGGAGGAGGGAAUUAAUGAUUGUGUACAUUUUAAAAAUCACCUGUGCCAAAUACCUAAAGGAUUUUCUACUCCCUUCCCAUCAAAGAGCCUUUAUGCUCGCGAUGUUAAAUGCUUUCCUUUCAGCAGAUUCUCACAUACUCCAUAUCAAGCCUGUUUGUGUGUCUGCAACAAAGAAGUACCAGAUUCAAUGGACCACAUUCUCUUAGAUUGCCGUUUACAUAGCAUACCUCGCCAACUGAUGCUGAGUAAAAUGUUGCUUCUCUGGCCCACAACUCCAAGAAGAAAUCAAAUGAGGUUCCUCUUAGCAGAUCGGGGCAAAGAUACCACUGCUCUAGUAGCUUCCUUUUUAGCCACAAUUUUACCCGAAAGGGUUUCCAUCCCUUUGGGAAAUAGCCUGGGUGUAGCAGAACAUCUAAGUGCACACGACCACAGUGUGACCCUAUAACCCUUGACAGCUUCACCCUUUUCUUUUUAAUUAUCCCAGUGAUUUGAAACAGUUUAUGUUGUGAUGCCAAUAAAGGUAUUUGAUUUGACAUUUUAAAAAUUUAUUUACCAGAGACUGAAAGGUCUAUGUCAGCCCCCCCCCCCGCCCUGUAUUCUUAAUAGUUGUGUUUCACCAGCUCAGAACAUUUGGUUCUUGCCACAGUACUUUAAUAUCUCAUGUUGGUGCAAAGUAAUACUUACUGAACUGUUCAUUGAGCAUUUUUUAAACUUUAUACACAAUAAAAGCUUUAUUACUUGGAGUAAUCAACAAUUUUAGCUGCACCUGAUAGUAACUAAAAAUGUCUGACUCUUCUAGGCAGUUGAAAAUCCAACAUCAACAGAAAUUCAAGAUGUAUGUGCAGCAGUUGGACUUAAUGUGCUUUUGGAGGUAAAAAUAUUUAGUUCUCAAUGUAAUUGGAGCAUAUACCACAGGUGUACAUUGUUGGUUUCUAUUUCCCUCACUGAGCAGCAACUGCAGUCACAAGACAUUGUUUUGCAUUCCACAGUCUGUACUGUUGGAGUUUCUCACGGGAAAGGGAGACUGGAUGUGACGUACACUGGUUUCCUGUUUUUUCUCUGUGUGAUUCUCUCCGAGCUGAGAGAGGAGAGAGGAUGCAUUUUCUGCUCCUGCAGAGGCAAGAUGUCUUUCUGUAAUAUACCAGCUUUGAACUGUAAAUAAAGCAAUAAGGAGUAUGCAGCACAUUUUCCUCAUCCUUCCGCUGGGCACGACAGACUCUGCUUUAAAUCAACACGUGGUUAUGGACUCCAGAGGUCGAAUCGGAGUGCCGGCAGAUCGGAAUGCAGAGGGACGGAUCGGAAAGGAAUCUGCUCUGCGCGUAGAAGUGAUUGAUGAGGUAUGUGCUACUGCUCCGGGCAGCCUGCCAGCUUCAAGAUAAUGGCUUUAUGGCUGGACUUUGAACUUUUAAAGCCGGUUUUGCCAGGAAUAGGCAAAAGGCUCCCAGGCACAAGUCACUAUGCUGGGGAAAUCGAAAGUAACUUUUAAGUGUGCCUUUGUAAUGAAGCAGCUGCAGCAGUGACGCAGCAAGAUUUAAAGCAGCAUAUGACGCUGAAGGCUAAUGCCAGAGUCAUGAUGGCCCUUCAGGAUGCUUGUGGGAUUCCUAAGCUCAACAAGAAAAAUUACAGCGACUGGGUUCAGUAUGCAGAGGCAAUUCUGCGGAAAGAGGGUUUGUUUGAGGUGAUUACAGAAACCCCCAGUUCCAGUUACAGAUGCAUGGGAAGCUAAGGAUUCCAAAGCAAGGGAACUCUUACAUUGAUAGUAUCCCCAGAAGAGCUCUGUCUAUUGCGUGAUAAGACCUCAGCCAGAGAAAUUUGGGACGCUCUGAGAGAGGCUCACUUAAGGACAGAAGCUGGAUCCACUAUGUUUUAUUUUAACAAGCUGCAUAAUAUGGCUCUUGCUGAAGGUGGAGAUGUGCGUUUACAUCUAAUGGAGAUGCAAAAUCUGAGACAUGAGCUGCAACAGAGAGGACUCAACUUUCCAGAGGCUGUGUAUUCUUUCAUGAUACUACAAUCUUUGGGUUCAGGUUGGGAGUCUGUUGCAACCCAGAUUGCUGUGCAACCAACUGCUCAGCUGACAGUGGACUUUGUUACUGCCGUGAUUUUAAAUGAAGCAGAUCGCCGGGGUGCUAGCUGCAUGGGCAAGGAGAGUCUUCACAGACGUCAUCCCAUAGUGCAGUGGAACCACCAGAUGGCGCCAAAGCUUUGAAGGCAGUCAAAUGCUACUCGUGUGGACGUCUAGGCCAUAUGAAGAGGAAUGCAGACAUCCCAGGGCCAAGACAGAGCAGCGCAGCGAAGCUCAUCGCGCGGAAAAGGCCGAGGCAAAGGCAAAGGUCCGGUGUCUAGGACAACGCAGCACAAGGCUAUGGUUUCACGCUUCACUCCAAAGGUUGCAGAGGUCCAGAAGACGUCUAGAUCUUUCUUCGUUGUUGAUUCAGCGGCCACCCACCACAUGUGCAACGAUAAGAGACUGUUUGUGUCUUUUACACCGCAGGAAGGUGCGAUUCACCAGGCGGAUGACCACACUAUUCCCAGUAAAGGCUACGGAACUGUUGUUCUUCACAGUUUGGACUUAUCGAUACAGAAUGUGCUUUACGUGCCAGACGCCAAACAUAAUCUGCUCAGCGUUGGACAGCUGAAUGAGCGGAACAUUGACGUUUCCUUCAAGAACAAGAAGUGCAUCAUCACAAAGAAAAAUGAUUAUGUAUUGCAUGCAGAAUAUGUUGAUCAUUUGUUUGUUUUGUAUUAUGAUGAUGUGGUGCAGGAUGACACUUGUUGCAUUGCAGGUUCUAACAAAAGUUUGCAUGCAGAAUGUAUUCACGAUUUUCAUCGCAAAUUUGGUCAUUUGCAUUUUGAGGCAGUAUCUAAAAUGCCUGCCUUGGUUGAAGGUAUGACUAUUAAACCCUGCAGGUACCACAUGAAGUGCAAAGCAUGCGCAGCAAACAAGGUGAAAAUGGCUGCGAAAGGUAAGGUGUCUAGUAGGAAAGCUACAGAACCAUACCAGGUUGUUCAUGCUGAUUUGGUUGGUCCACUAACGCCCUCUUUGGGUGGAAAUAGGUACUUCAUGGUUCUCAUUGAUGCAUUUUCUAGAUAUAUUUUUGUGUACAAUCUCAAGCAGAAAUCGGAGGCUUUUCCUAGGUUCAAGGAAUUCUGUGCUUGGUUGGAAAAUGUGCAUGGUAAGAAGAUAAAGACUCUUUUCAGUGAUCGCGGGGGAAUUCACUUCUCAGCAGUUUGAAGCUUUUCUGACUGAGAAAGGAAUUCAACACGAUUUGUCUAGUCCUCGCUCGCCAUGGCAGAAUGGACUUGCGGAACGGGCAAAUCAGACAUUGCUUCAAGGGUUAAAGACCUUGCUGCAUGAUGCCAAUCUUCCAGAGAGUUAUUGGGCCGAAUCUCUCUCGUGUUUUGUUUACAGUUACAAUCGCAGGUUAUCUUCAGCGAUUGGUUGUACCCCUAUGAGAAGAUGUUUGGCAAGAAGCCAUACAUCAAACACAUGAAGAUUUUGGUUCUGACAUGUGGGUUCGCUCACCACAAAACUCCAAGUUAGACAAGCGUGGAUUGCAUGGUAUCUUUCUAGGUUAUCAGAAAGGGUCUUACAGAAUAAUGAUGACUGACUCUAAGACAAUUAAGCUCACGAGAAGUGUUGAGUACAAUGCACAGUGGGGGGAGAAUGUGGGAAUUUUCCAAUGUUAUCCUGAUGACGGUGAUGAGACUGAGGAUAGUCAAAAGCAACCACAACAACCCACACCCACUGAUGAAGGUUCUGAGUCUGAAUCUGAAACUGAAUCGGGUGAUUCAGAGGAUUUCAAGAGUGCGAAAGCCUCUAUGCGACCCUCUGAAAGCUCUGAUCAAGAAUUGGAGGAACCAUUGUUCACAAUAGGUCGUUUUUCUCCUAAGAAGGAAGAGGAGAGUGUUGAAGACUUAAGGCUAAUUCGUAGGUCACAGAGAGCCACAAAAGGCAAACCUCCAAAGAGAUUUGCUGAUGAGUUUGCUACGAUAGCAGUAACAGCUGUUAAAAGCUCCAAGAAGGUAUUUGAACCUUCAAGUUUCCAAGAAAUCCAGGGUUUGGAUUCAAAGGAAGCUGAGCCAUGGUUAAAUGCCAUGAAGGCUGAGCUUGAUUCCUUAGAAAGGAACAAAACAUGGGAGCUAGUUCCAGUAGUUCCAGGAAUGAAACUGCUUGGAAGCAAAUGGGUCUUCAAAGCGAAGACAGAUCAAAAUGGCAAGAUAGUCAGACACAAAGCCAGAUUGGUAGCCAGAGGUUUUGCACAGGUACCAGGUCAAGACUAUCACGAGACCUAUUCACCCACAGUGAGAUAUGAAAGCAUUAGGCUUAUGCUCAAGCUAGCUGCAGAGGAAAAUCUACACAUUAGUCACCAUGAUAUUAAUACAGCUUUUCUGUACGGAUCUCUAGAUGAAUCACUUUAUAUGCUUCCACCUGAUGGCGUACAGGUAAAACAGGGAUUUGUUUGUGCUCUGAAGAAAUCCCUUUAUGGUCUCAAACAAAGUGCACGGUGUUGGCACACAAAACUCACUGAAGUAUUGUUUUCUCUAGGUUUUCAGCAAGGAAAGCUGAUCCAUGUGUAUUUGUCAAAGAGGAGGGGCAAAAGAAACUGUACUGUUUGUUUUAUGUUGAUGAUUUAUUAUUCUUUUGGAAAGAUGUUGCAAUGUACAAUAGCGCCCUAGCUCAACUGAAAGAGCACUUUGACAUGAAAGAUCUUGGUGAGGUAAACAACUACCUAUCUCUGGAAAUAGAGAGAGAUCAAGAUGGUAACAUUCUAGUACACCAGUCACGGAAAAUUGCUGAUGUGUUAAGCAAACUAAAUCUGAUGGAUGCUAACCCUGUAGACACACCGAUGACAACAGGUUAUCAGGUAGAUGACACUGAAGAAGCAUUUUCUGACACUACACUGUACAGGAGUGUGCUAGGCAAGCUAAACUUCAUUGCCAGAUGUUCAAGACCAGACAUUGCUGUUAGCUGUAAUUUGCUAAGCAGACAAGUCAACAAUCCUAGUGUCAAGGAUUGGAAAGCUCUGAAACGCAUAGCGCGGUAUUUGAAAGGCACUAUGCAUUACAGACUGAGAUUUAACAAUCAGAAGUCUGGUGGUCUUGAGAUAUUUGCAGAUGCAAGUUUUGGAAGUGACGCUACAGACAGGAAAAGUACGUCUGGAGUUUGCUAUAUGUACAAUCAGAGUCUGUUUGAUUGGUCAUGCAAGAAGCAAACAACAGUUAGCUUAAGUACUUGUGAAGCUGAACUGAAUGCACUGUCUUAUUCACUUAAGGAUUGUGAAUGGUUAGUACAAUUGUGCAAAGAUAUGAAAAUUCCUGUCAAAUGUCCAAUCCAGGUUUACCAGGACAACAAAGCAUGUUUGGCUUUGCUGAAGUCUGAAGGUUGUAAGCAAAGCACAAAGCACUUGCAAUUAAAGUUGCAGCAUGCUAGGGAAUGUAUUCAGAAGGGACUCGUAACGGUGUCCUAUACGCCAGGUAAUGAAAUUCCUGCUGAUGUAUUGUCCAAGAUUGUAUCAAGGGAUCAACACUGUACCUAUGUGCAGAAGUUGGAUUUGUACUGAUAUUGUACGAACACGCUGCCCCGUGAUGUUCCCCGAAUGGGGGCGGCUGUUGGUUUCUAUUUCCCUCACUGAGCAGCAACUGCAGUCACAAGACAUUGUUUUGCAUUCCACAGUCUGUACUGUUGGAGUUUCUCACGGGAAAGGGAGACUGGAUGUGACGUACACUGGUUUCCUGUUUUUUCACUGUCUGUGUGAUCCUCUCCGAGCUGAGAGAGGAGAGAGGAUGCAUUUUUCUGCUCCUGCAGAGGCAAGAUGUCUUUCUGUAAUAUACCAGCUUUGAACUGUAAAUAAAGCUAUAUGGAGUAUGCAGCACAUUUUCCUCAUCCUUCCGUUGGGCACGACAGACUCUGCUUUAAAUCAACACACAUGUCUGUCCACUUUAGUUUUAUUUAUGCUUUUAUUGUACUUGCUAGUUGCUUGUCUUUACAAAGAGUAAAAAUAUGUGUACAGUGGUGCCUUGCAAGACAAAAUUAAUUUGUUCCGCGAGUUUUGUCGUCUUGCGAUUUUUUUCGUCUUGCGAAGCACGGUGUCGGGAAAGUUUUGGAAAAGCUUCAAAAAUCACCAGAGUCUUUAAAAACCUCAAAAAAGGCUACCACACCGCGUUCUAUGAGUUGCUCCUCGAAGUCAAGUCGCAACUGUAUUAAUGCUGUUAAGAAAAAGGAAACAAACUUGCAAGACGUUUCCGUCUUGCGAAGCAAGCCCAUAGGGAAAAUCGUCUUGCGAAGCAGCUCAAAAAACCCUUUCGUCUAGCGAGUUUUUUGUCUUGCGAGGCAUUCGUCUUGCGAGGUACCACUGUACUACAAAAUAAGUGUUCAUAUUUUUAAUGGUAAUCAGAGGUGCUUAGAUUGGAAAGCACCUUAAGAGUAAGCUAUGAGCUAUAGGAAUAAUGGCCUACCUUAUGGAACUUGUGUAAGGUUUACUAAAAUAAUGUGUGAAAAACUUGUGCAAACUAAUUGUUCAGUCUUGAGCAUCUUUACUCAGAGUUUAGUGUGGGUCUUACUCAAUAGUAAGUGGACUUCAUAUUGCAUAGUAUGCAUGUAUUUUUAAGUAAGCCUGGUUAUAAAAUGGUAACCUUUUCCCCAAAUGCUAGAAAAACAAAAUGUAUCCCAGGGAGUGGAACCGUGAUGCACAAUAUAGAGGAAGAGUGCUCAUUCAGCUGAAGACAGAAGAUGGCAAACUAUGUCAGCCUCAGUUUCCAACACGUGAGUGAGAUUAGCUUUCUUAAAUUAUACUUUUUGAACUAAAGACACCUAAGUGUAGGUACCCAGAAGGUGUGUGUGUACAUGCAGGGGUGGGGAGUCCUGCAAAAACCUUCCUUACAAAAAGGGGCUGCUAGAGGUAGUACUGCAAUCUUAUAGCCAUAUGUGACCACCUUCUAUUCCCUAGGGAUCACUGUUUUCCUAGUAAAAACAGUAGAUAUUUAUUCCCUGCCCCCUUGUUCCUGAUGUAGAUCUUCCCUCAACCCUUUCUCCCUGGCGGAGAGGGGGAAGCUAUUUUGUGGUUUGCCUCAGGUGCCAAAAUGUCUUGGGCCAGCUAGAGCCCUUGAUCAUUUUCAAAUACUUCUGUAAGCAUAAGUCUAAAUACAGUAGACAUACCUUAGGUUACUGUUCUGCCACCUUACUCCAGCAGGAUCCCAGUUCUCUUUGUGAAUGGAAGGGCCCCUUCCAUUCACAGAGGGCUCUUUCACAGCCAAACCCAACCAUGUUACUUGAGAUGGGUUCUUCUUUUUUGUAGCGAAGGAAUGUGUGUGCAAGCCACCCAUGUUUUGCUUGGCUGUACCCACUCUUGCCAUUACAGCCCCUGGAAGGUUAGUUAUGAGGGGUUUUGACCCUUGGGCUGAAAAAGGCUCCCCAUUUCUGCUUCAGGUGACUAGUUUUGGGUGGUUCCCUGUGUAACUUCCAGUUACUUUGUAAAUGCAGCAGCAGGGGUGGAAAAUGAAAGGGCUUUUUCAUUGUCUCUUCUCUCAUUUUUCCUUUGCCUCUGUCCCCACCCCCACCUUAGGUAAGGCAGUGAUGCUAUAUGCAGCAGAAACAAUUCCUAAACUAAAAACAAGGACACAGAAAAUGGGAAGCAGUGACCAAAGCCUACAGCAAGGAGAGGGAAGUAAAAAAGGUAAAGGAAAGAAGAAGAAAUGAGUGUGGCUGGUACAAAUGCAAUGUAUUAAGAUGAAUAUAGAUGAAGGGGAUUAUUGGCAUCUGAACUGAAAGUUGGGAGAAACAAAUGAGAACUGCAAAACUUUCUGGACUGGACUUCGUUUAACUUUUAUCUAAUGCUACAACAGAUCAAUUGGAAAUAUAUGGAAACAUCUACUUUAGUAUUUAUACUGAAAAGCUUGUCUAUUAAUGUGCAGAAAUACGUUAAAAAUGGAUACAGUCAAUACUUCAUAGAACUGAUUGACCUUGAUAUGGUCCAGAUUGGUAAAUAUAACAGAGGAAUAGGUUAAUUCAGUGUUGUAUGAUGCUUCUAAACUGAUUAUUCUCAUUAUUAAUAUAAACAACUCUUUGAAUCAAACCGUUUAGAAAGCACGGUCUUAAAACUUCCUCAGUCUAAAAUAACUGGUUUUAAUUGGUAUUUUAAUUUUACAUCUGAAUCACUCUAUAAUGGAGCUAGGCAAUCUGAAGACCCCUCAUGAAUGAGGGAUGUUGUAACAUUUGUUUAGACUACUUGUAUAGUAUUUGAAUAGUCUAAUGAAUGUGGAACGCAGACUACAGUCAGAUUUGUGUAUUCAACAAUAGUCAGAAGCUUAUCCAAUUUGUAAAAAUGUAAAGUGUAAACUAUUUUGAUGUUGCUUCUGCAAUGUUCCUGAUGGUUUAGCAUAUCUGUUAUAAUGCUUUUAGAGCAUGAUACAUAAUAGUAUAAAAAAAUUCACUUUUAAGAAAUUAUUGUAAUUGGAUUAAUCCAAAAGUACCUUGGGCCAAUAUAUGUAUACUCUUUCUGCUUAAAUGAACCUGGUUACCCAACUGCUACCUGAGACUAGCAUAAAUCAUAAUACAAAAUUAUGACACAUUUAAGUUGGUGAAUUGUUUAGCCAAAAGUCAUGAAUUCUUAACAGGAUUCGAGUAGCGAUACUGUGGCAGAGAAGUGUAAGUUCCUGUCAUAUCAAAUAUAUUAUAUUUUAUGCACAUAGUGCUGCUCCUCUGUUCCAGUUUUUCAGCUCUCGUGGUGCUUUGUGUCAUUCAGCCAAUUCGUCUUCAACUUUUCAGGGUUGAGCCCCACCUUUAGACCAAAGAUGCAUUUAUUUUUUUACCAUAUUUGUAUGGUUUUAGCGCUACUUCUGUGACCUGCCUUAAGUGAGGCUGCAAAUCAAUCGUGGGUCCUAACCUACCAGUUGAAGACCAGUAGUUUAGUCCUCAGUAUCAGAACCCACAGAGUGCAUAAUUUUAAAUUUGCAAAAUGUGAAAGUUUUGCCAAAUUCCCCUAGAUGGCAGCAAUGUUUAACACGACUUGUUCAGUGGAAAGCAGGACUCCUCUCAAGCAUGCUGUUAGACUUGCUCUCUUUUAAGUUUCCUUAGAGUAUUUUUUAAAAAUUGCCUUCUAGCCUAGGUAAAGGUAAAGGGACCCCUGACCAUUAGGUCCAGUCGUGGCCGACUCUGGGGUUGCGGCACUCAUCUUGCUUUAUUGGCCGAGGGACCCGGCGUACAGCUUCCGGGUCAUGUGGCCAGCAUGUCUAAGCCGCUUCUGGCGAACCAGAGCAGUGCACAGAAAUGCUGUUUACCUUCCCACCUUACCUAUUUAUCUACUUGCACUUUGACGUGCUUUUGAACUGCUAGGUUGGCAGGAGCAGGGACCAAGCAACAGGAGCUCACUCCGUCACGGGGAUUCAAACCGCCGACCUUCUGAUCGGCAAGUCCUAGGCUCUGUGGUUUAACCCACAGCGCCACCCGUGUCCCCCUUCUAGCCUAGUCUUGUCUUUAAACGAUUUAAGUCAUAUCAUGUUUGCAAAUACUGCUUUCUUGCUGUUGUCGUAUUUCCAAAAUGUCAGGGUGACACAAAGGACUUCUUUAUACAUUAUACAUUAUUUUACAAAAAGUACAUCUGUGUAGGGGAAAGUAUGUAAAUUGCCAAGAGGAGGGAUUUUUGUGUUAUCGGAAGAGGCUUAAACAUUGUGCUUUUACAGCAACUCCACAAUUCUUGACUUAAAAGGCCUAGUUAUAGAGAAACAUUUUUGCCUGACGCCCGAAGAUAUGUAAUGAAUGUGCCAAGCAAGCCUCCCUGGGAAGAGCAUUCCACAAGCAGGGAGCCACCACAAAAAAGGCCUUUUCUCAUUUUACUGCCCUCUGGAGCUCUCACAGAGAAGGUGCACAUAGCAGGACCUCGGAUGAUUAUUGUGGCAUCUGGGUUAAUUCAUAUGGGGAGAAGGUAGCCCUUGAGGUAUUGUGGUCCUGAGCCGUUUUAAGGCUUUAUAGGUAAAAACCAGCACAUUGAACUGGGCCUGGAAACUAAUUGGCAGCCAGUGCAGUGCUCCAACCGUCUUGCCCUGGUGAGCGAUCUGGCUGUCAAGUUCUGCACUAGCUCAAGUUUCUAAUGUGUUGCAGUAAUGCUGCUGCUUAGCUGACAGAACAACCUAAAAUGUUGACCCUAAGAAUCUGUUAGUGGCAUUUUUUGAAAUUUGUUUUCUGGGCCACCUGCUAUAUCAGUCCCAGAAUUCAACUUCUGACGCACAUUAGGAGGCUUCCUUGUGUUUGUUGUACCUUCUGCAUCUGUAUUUAAAGUGUGCUUUGCAUCUGUUUAAAGACUUGCCAGAAGCAUUCUGCUCAAGGGAGUUUACAAAAAAAAGAGUAAUCAGACUACAUAAAACAUCCAGUGUCAUCAUUUAGUGUUAUACUAAAAGAACCAAGCACAUUUAAAAUAUACAAUGAGAACUCUAUCCGAGUCAGUGGAAUUUAUAAAAUGAAUCCAAAUAUUUGUCUAAAGAAGGGAUGUUUUGUAAUGAUGGCUGGACAUGGGAUUACAUUUUCAUGAUACAUACCAACUCUUGCUACACUGAGGUCAAAGUCAAGCAACAUUCAUCAUGUGACAUUUUUACCAUUUCGGUUUCAUGUCACAUGACGAAUGUGAUGAUUCACGUGGUGGAAAACUGGUGAUUUUACUACAUUAAAAAGUAAAAUUAGAAUGUGGGGUUGAGCAAAGUAGCAUGGUUGCUGUUGGUCUGUUAGUCUUGCUUGAAUUCUGUUUUGUAAGGAGGGGAGAGGGCUGUUGAAUUCAGGUCCUGCUUGUGAGCUUUCUGUAGGCAUUUGCUUGUCAACUGAGAACAGGAUGCUGAAUUAGAUGGGCCACCGGACUGUUCCAGCAAAAGCAUAUGUUCUUAAGGAUUUUUUAAAGGGUUUUUUUUUUUGUCUCUUCUGCCCAAACUUCUUGAGGACUUGUGUUUCAAGUGCAGCUUACAGGGCUACCAUAAGCUAUGGCUGCUUCGGCCUCUUAAAAAGAGCAUCAGCAGGGAACUGAACAUUAUUAGACUCUGGAUAAAUAGCGUAUUUCAAAUUCCUUUUACUUUUCCCCAUUUGUGUUUAGUAUACAUAUCGGUCUCCCAUUUUCUAUUUUAUCUCUUAAUCAGAGGGGUUAAAAGCAAGAGGGUUGCCUUGGUCAGCUCUAAGGCAAAGGAGAGGAAUAAAAUGUUCCCCAUAAAUGCAAAUAUUUUAUCCCACAAAAAGAGAUAUGACCAAACAUUGAUGGUAUAAACUAUAUGAAACCCUCCACACCUCCCUCUACCCCCACUAGUGAAUUUUCUUAGCCCUUUUUACUAUGCAGACGAAGAGCUCAACUGCGAAGGUUUAGCCAGGUGAGUUUUUGCAAUAGUAUAUUGGAUGAAAAUGAAUUUUUGCAUAAUUCUUAAUUCCUCUACAUGCAGUGUGUAUAUCUUGUGUGAAGAAACGUAAAAAUCACAUUAGGUUGAGAUACUGUUCUUUAUUUGUUUGCAUUCUUCUACGUACAUUACAUCUUCAGCACAAGCUGGUAAGGUAUAUUAACUUUUUCAAGCACUUGACAAUAAUUUUUGAGUGUGGAUCCAGAGCUGCCCUUCUAUAAACAGAACACGUCCCAUUUGCGGAAGGGACUGAGAUCUGUCAGACAUACCUACUGCAGGAGGGUGGAUGGGGGAGGUGGUCUUACUGAUUUUCUUCUGCAAGCCCCCCUUGUGUCUACCCCCUAGUUCUGAAGGGUCCCCUAACCUUCACUAGCAGAUUUUGGGGAGGUACAGGUGGCUGUGAGGGGACCCUCUUCUACAAUGGCUCAAAGCAUCCUCUGGCUACAUCAAGUUCCGUGCAGUUUUUUGUAUGUGAUGGAUACAUUGAUGUAAGGCUGCUGAUACUUUGUUCUGCUAUGUUUGCAAAUUGAAGAGAUACUUUAAAUGUAUAUAUAACUAGAUUUUGUUUCUAUGUGAGGAUAAAUCAUCUGAGCUUCACAAAUUUACACUCGCUUGCACCUUGCCCUACAAUCUAUCUAAUAUGGCAGCAAUUUAAUCAGUUCAGCUUCCACAUAAAUUACUCAAAAGCACGUAAAAAUGCAAUAGAAAUAAAACAUUACAGCAUGCAAGACUGCUCUGCAGCUAAAAUGUUAGCAUCUUCUGACUCUUUCAGACUGGUUUUAAAUGCUUAUGAACAAACUUGAAGCCCACCAGUGUGGCCUUAUUUUGUCAUCAGUUUCAAGGUAGUUUAAAGCUGACACAAAUAAUUUCCAAACUAGAAACAUCUGCUAAGGGUGGACGCACUAGCUAAAUUGUUCCUCUGUUGUUACACAAGACCUUUAGCACCACUGGUGUUUCACGUUUGUAAUAGGCAGUAGCAGCCCUUUACAGGUCUACUACCAGAAUGGAACAAACUUGAUUGAGAAGCAUAUACAUCAACCAAGUGUUAACUACCAGCGCAUCAUUCCUUAAGGAUGUAGGGAUGCACAUUACCUCCCCCUUUACCUGCAUUCUGUACAUAUGUAUAUCAUGUGCUUGCUUGGAUGCACAUCAAAAGCAUUUGUAUCAAACAUAAGGUUUAAAAUACAGUACUCUGGCUUUCCUUUGCUGCUAAAUCUCGGUUAAGUCAAGGGGCAAGUCCUUUCCCUCCACAUCUCGCUACCUCAUUGCUGAUUUGGCAUUAAGUAGUGCUACCGUUCGGACAUUGGUCACCAAGAGAAAAGCAGUGCAGUUGACUUAUUUAGAAGAUAUGGUAGUGAACACUAGCUUUGAUAGUAUAGAGAAUAGGCUUGUUAUGAAUCUUACAUUUGAAAAAUGAAACCUUGGUAACAGGAACAGUCUGGCUACCAAAUAGGCAGAAGCUGGUUAUUACCAUUCUGUCUUGCUGGCAAGCUUGCAAGGGCAUGUGGCUGUUCCGUGGUAGAGGCAGAAUGCCAACCUAGAUGGCUGUCUUGACUGAACCAAGCCAGGCAUUACCUGUAUUGAUUAGUAUCUUUUCUACAAAGUUGCAAGGAAGCUCUUAGUUUCUUUUCUACAAAGUUGCAGGGAAGCUCUUUCGACUUUACGUGCAAAGCAGAUUUCAAAUAACCACCAGUAACACUCUGUGCCGAGCCCGAUAGGAAGGAAUGGAUGCUGAAGAGGGACAGUGUUUGGUAGAGUAUAUCAGGGUGCUUUCCAAAAUGGGGUUUAAAAUCAGGUCCAAACAGCGGUUUAAAAAAAUAAAUACGUAUACAAAUAUUAAAGAGGCCUGUUUUGGCAGAUACCCUGUUCACUGACUUCUGUUGCAACCACUUCGCUGCUUAGUGUUGGUGUGACUUGCUUUGCUUCUUCCACUAUCCCAAUUAAAAAUCUCAUGUGUAAUGAUAGCAUUUAUUUAUGCGAUACCUUCUUUCCUCAUUCUUUCUCUUUCACAUAGGUGUUAUUUAUCCCAGACACAAUAUCGCUUUCCGUUUUUGUCUCAUUACCUAUAAAUUCUUUUUAAAUUAUCCUAGAUAUUUUUCA